Molecule: messenger RNA, 5164 nt
Organism: Hyla sarda
Lineage: Eukaryota; Metazoa; Chordata; Amphibia; Anura; Hylidae
Gene: RASAL1
Product: RAS protein activator like 1
Exons: 21
Coding region: 424-2868 (814 amino acids)
Biological process (GO): cellular response to calcium ion; regulation of GTPase activity; negative regulation of Ras protein signal transduction
Molecular function (GO): GTPase activator activity
Source: RefSeq, a predicted model, not a curated record
GGGGGUGCUGCGCUGUCUCCUCCUACCUCCUGCAGUUCUCCCCGCUACAGUGUGGAGGCAGAGACAGGCAGCAGAACAGCUCGGGAGCUCAGAGCUGCGCUUUACAACCUGUGGCUGCUGUUUCCCUCUGUAGAUCAUGGCACUCGCUAUUCUGUAGGAAAGAGCCAUCUGCCAGUCCUGUUCACCCACAUCCCAGGAGGGCACACUGCUCUUCUUAAUGUGCCAAGUAGUGCUGUGCAGGUAUAAAGCGCCUACUGAGCUCACCUGGGGGGCUGCUAUAGAGGAGUAUUCCUUCAGGUGCAGAGCACAGCAUGGGUGAGAGUGGAGCUGCAGGGUCCUCUGCUGGAGCCAUAGAUCUGGCCACAGGGUUCUGCUGACUUCUGCCUCCAAGCUGAACAUUUACAACUUGACUCAUUCACCGUUAUGGCAAGAAAUACAGCUCUAUACUUCAGACUGGUGGAGGGGAAGAACCUGCCUGCCAAGGAUGUGUCAGGCACAAGUGACCCAUACUGCAUCGUGAAGGUGGACAAUGAAGUUGUGGCACGAACAGCCACUGUAUGGAGGGACCUGAACCCAUUUUGGGGAGAAGAGUUCACCCUGCAUCUCCCUCUUGGUUUCCAUACCCUCUCUUUCUAUGUGAUGGAUGAAGACACAAUUGGACAUGAUGAUGUAAUUGGCAAGAUAUCACUCAGCAAAGAAUAUAUUGCAUCACAACCACGGGGUAUUGACAGCUGGAUUAACCUGAGCCUUGUGAACCCAGAUGAAGAAGUGCAGGGGGAGAUUUACCUUGAGUUGCACAUAAUGCAGGAUCAUCACAAAAGCAACCUACACUGUCAUGUUAUGGAAGCCAGAGAUCUAGCACCGCGGGACAUUUCUGGAACGUCAGAUCCGUUUGUGCGAAUCUUCUGCAACAAUCAGACUUUGGAGACCUCAGUGAUUAAAAGAACGCGUUUUCCACGUUGGCAUGAAGUACUUGAAUUUGACUUGCGAGGUAUAGAGGAACUAGAUCCUGUAGAUCAAGUGAUCAGUAUUGAAGUUUGGGACUGGGAUAUGGUUGGAAAGAAUGACUUUCUUGGCCGUGUGUGCUUUCCCUUGGAGCCCCUACACAGAAACCCUGCGGUGACUGGCUGGUUUCGCCUCCUGCCUUUUGGAAACGCGGAGGAGGAGAAUGGAGGGAAGCUUGGGUCCUUGCGUGUCAAAGUGAACCUAUCUGAGGAGCGCAUUCUGCCUUCUCUUUAUUAUCAGAACCUCAUUCAGCUCCUUGUGGAGUCAGUUCAAUCCCCUGACCAGGGAGACUCCAGUGUUCUGGAUCUUCUGGAGGAGAUGUGCUCAGCUGAGAGCAGACAAGAAGUAGCUUUGAAGCUGGUGAAAAUUUUUCUAGGCCAAGGACUGGCAGUAACCUUCCUUGACAAACUAAAUAUGAGAGAGGUGAAUCGAACUGGUGACCCAAAUACUCUUUUCCGUUCAAACUCGCUUGCUUCAAAAUCAGUGGAGCAGUAUAUGAAGAUAGUGGGAAUGCCAUUCCUCCAUGAAGUACUACGGCCUAUUAUUUCCAGAAUCUUUGAGGAAAAGAAGUAUGUUGAGCUUGAUCCCUGCAAGAUUGAUCAGAACCGCAGUAGACGUAUCUCCUUUAAAGGUUCAGUUUCAGAACAGCAGAUACGUGAGAGCAGUGUGGAAUCUCUCAGGGGUUACCUGAGUGACAUCAUUGAUGCCAUCCUGGGUUCAGGUGAACAAUGCCCGCCAGGAAUGCGUCUUUGCUUCAAGCAGCUACAUAAGCGGGUUGAGGAACGUUUUCCAGAACCCGCCAACCAGGAUGUGAAGUAUGCGGCCAUCAGUGGUUUCCUUUUCUUGCGCUUUUUUGCACCUGCUAUCCUCACUCCUAAAUUGUUCCACUUACGGGAGCAUCACGCAGAUCCACGCACUGCACGCACUUUACUCCUGCUCGCUAAGGCUGUACAGAGUAUUGGGAAUCUUGGGCAGCAGCUCGGUCAUGGAAAAGAACAGUGGAUGUCUCCUUUACAUCCACUUAUUCAACAGAGCGUUGGGCGUUUGCGGGACUUCUUGGACAAACUUAUAGACAUGGAAAGUGAUGUUGAGUGUGGACAUACGUCUCGUACGCUCUUUCACCCAUCAGUCACUAUUAAAGAAGGAUUCCUGCACAAGCGCAAAGCUGAAGCUGUUCAUUUGGUUACCCGUUUUACAUUCAAGAAAAGAUACUUUUGGCUGAGCAGCCAGACUGUAUCCUACUCCAAAUCCCCAGAUUGGCAGGUUCGUUCCUCUAUACCAGUGCAUCGGAUCUGUGCUGUGGAACGGGUAGAUGAAAAUGCAUUCCAGCAGCCCAACAUGAUGCAGAUCAUAACCCAAGAAAGUGAAGCACAAGGAGGUCAUAUCAUGUAUAUACAGUGCAAGAAUGUAAAUGAGCUGAAUCAAUGGCUGUCUGCACUGCGCAAAGUCAGUUUGUGUAACCAGCGCUUGUUGCCAACCUAUCACCCAGGGGCCUACCGCAAUGGACACUGGACAUGCUGCCUGCAAAAUGAACGUAAAGUUCGUGGGUGCAGCCGUACACAUUUGGCUGUAACGUUGGGGGACUGGAGCGAUCCUCUGGAUCCUGAUGCAGAGGCUCAGGUUCUCUAUCGACAUCUUUUAUCUGUAAAGGACAUACUCAGGAAUAAGUAUCUGGAUGGAGCAGAACGUUCAUUUGUAGGAAAGCGGGAGUCUAAAGGUCACAAUGACAAAGUAUUAGAAGGGUCCACACCAUUGUCUCCUGCCAGGCGGUUACUCUCUGUGAUUGAAGAUUUACAGAAAGCACACCAAGCCUUUGAGAGGAAGGAGCGAGAGGAGACACCUAAUCAUAGUCAAUGUACCUAGAACUUAAUUCCAACUUGUUUACCAAGCUCUUUAUAUUGCUCUUCACACUUGGCCAAGUUUCCUAAAAUUUUUGUACUUUUUUUUUUUUUUCUCCGAGGUUCCACAUUCCAAAAAUAAAAAAAAGAAUCUGACAACAAAGAUAAAUUUGCCUUGUUCUAUUUGUAUCCUUUCUCAGGGGAGGGCCACAAAGUCAGAAUUACCUUGCUUCCUUGGCGUAAAUGGAAAUGUAUCUGUCAGCAGUUUCAAGCUCUGUCCCCGUAGGCCUGAGUUGGGCAGGUUUUAAAUGCCAUCAUUUAUCAUUUAGUGUCCCCCAGUUGUUGCGCAAUUUAAAAAGUGUAGUGUAUAUAUUACCCUAUUGAGCACCAUUGCAUCAUAUUGGUCAUCCAUAAUUCAUCACCCACUGUGCCCAGUAAGGUGUUUUUAUUUACACUUGUCAGCUAUACAGAAGUCAUCAUUCCUGACUAGUUACCAAAACUAUUGUAACUCCUGGUCUUUAUUUGCCUUUUGAGUUCUUUAACCCCUUAGGGACCUAUGUUCAGCGUUUUUCCAUUUUUGCAUUUUCAUUUUUUCCUCAUCACCUUCUAAAAAUCAUAACGCUUUCAAUUUUGCACAUAAAAUUCCAUAUUAUGGCUUAUUUUUUGCGCCACCAAUUCUGCUAUGCAGUUACUUUAAUCAUUUUACCCAAAAAUCCACGGCGAAACAGAAAAAAAUUCAUUGUGUGACAAAAUUGAAGAAAGAAUUAAAUUUUGUAAAUUUUGUGGGCUUCCGUUUCUACGCAGUGCAUUUUUCGGUAAAAAUGACACCUUAUCUUUAUUCUGUAGGUCCAUACGGUUAAAAUGAUACCCUACUUAUAUAGGUUUGAUUUUGUCGUACUUCUGGAAAAAAUCAUAACUACAUGCAGGAAAAUUUCUAUGUUAAAAAUUCUCAUCUUCUAACCCCUAUAACUUUUUUAUUUUUCCGCAUACGGGCCGGUAUGAGGACUCAUAUUUUGCGCCGUGUUCUGAAGUUUUUAUCGGUACCAUUUUUGUAUUGAUCUGACUUUUUGAUCGCUUUUUAUUCAUUUUUCAUGAUCUAAAAAGUGACCAAAAAUACGCUAUUUUGGACUUUGGAAUUUUUUUGCGCAUACGCCAUUGACCGUGCGAUUUAAUUAACAAUAUAUUUUUAUAGUUCGGACAUUUCCGCACGCAGCGAUACCACAUAUGUUUAUUUUUAUUUACACAGUUUUCUUUUUUAUGGGAAAAGGGGGUGAUUCAAACUUUUAUUAGGGAAGGGGUUAAAUGACCUUUGUUUUUCACUUUUUUUUUUUUGCAGUGUUAUAGCUCCCAUAGAGACCUAUAACACUGCACACACUGAUCUCUUAUGCUGAUCCCUGCAAAGCCAUAGCUUUGCACGGAUCAGUGAGAUAGGGGCUCGAUUGCUCAAGCCUGUAGCUCAGGCUUGGAGCAAUCAAACCCCGAUCGGACGCCGCGGAGACAGGUAAGGAGACCUCCGCCUGCGUCCCAGCUGAUCGGAACAUCACAAUUUUAUCACGAUGUCCCGAUCAGCCCGACUGAGCUGCCGGGAAGCAUUUACUUUCACUUUCAGACGCGGCGGUCAACUUGUUAACGGUUAAUAGCGCGCGGCACAAUGAUCGGUGCUGCGCGCUGUUAGCCCAGGGUCCUGGCUAUGAAUAGCAGCCGGGACCGACCCGGUGUGAUGCGGGGUCACGUCGUGACCCUGUUUUAAUCACCGGGGCUGGGCUCAGGGCGUACAGGUACGCCCUGAGUCCUUAAGGAUCGGGGAUGCAGGGCGUAUGCAUACGCCCUGCGUCCCCAAGAGGUUAAACAAGACACACAUUUGUCACAUCGUUGUUCUGUAUUAAUUGAGUAAUUUCAUCGAGAUGGUUUCUUUUCUAAAGAGUAAAGGCUUUUGGAAUGUUACAAGUACUAAAAACUGAGUGUCUCGCUUACCUGCAAACUGCUUUCUGCUGUCUGUUGUUGGGGAAUUCCAUCUUUAGCAACAGUGAAACAAUGAUGGAAUAACGGUGGUGGGGGCAUGGCUUAGUUAGUGCUGUGCAGUGGAGAGAGGCUUAGAUUGCAUUCACAAAGCCCAGACAGUCUGCUUUCAUUAGAGGCUUAACACUGUGCCUGAAAGGUAAAUCAAGGCUACCACCUAUAAAAUGUGGGAAACAUUCCUUUGUGGAGUUUAUCAUCAGUAACAACAGUUCACUGCAUAGGCCAGGGCUGCUUUUGUUAUUAAAACUUUUCACUACUGUAUUCUCCUCCUUUGCCUUCCUUUAGAUUGGGAUCAUCAUCAU